CCUCUCUUGAGAUGAUAAAUACCUGCCCAGGAUGGGCCUGGAAUGUUUACUAAGACCGUACGGUCUACAUCUAAUUCCUAGGAGGAAUCGCUGUCAAUUAUGUGAAGAUGCCCAAACUUUUAUUUUCAAAGAUUCGGAUCUAUGAAUUGAAGGAUAUACCGCAAAAUAGAACACAGAGAAGAAGGAUCGAUAUCCUUCUAAGCAGAAAAAGACAGAAAAAAGACAUCCAGUGUAUUCUGGCACAAAAGAUAAAUGAUGAGUCCUUUUCUACAAAAAUCAAUCUAGAGGACAAUAGAGGAAUCCAGCCAACUCUUGAGACCUUGUUGAAGGACGAAAGGUGCCUUGCAGCCUUCCGAGCCUUCCUGCGGUCCGAAUUCAGUGAGGAGAAUAUUGAAUUUUGGCUAGCAUGCAGAGACUACAGAAAGACCAUCUCACCGGCUGACCUGUUCUGGAAAGCAACAGAGAUCUACCAGGAGUUCCUCCAUCCCCAGGCCCAGAGAGAGAUCAACGUUGACCACCACAUCCACGAGAAGAUCAAAAGGUCCAUGAAAGCCCCUGCUCUAUGCUGCUUUGACGAGGCAGUGAGACAUGUGUACAAACUGAUGGAGAGCGACUCGUAUUCCAGGUUCCUCAGGUCAGAUGCCUACCUGGGGCUCAGACGCAAAGCCAGGACCUUCUGGUAGAGGUUACGGGUCAAGAGUUUGUGAAUCAAAAUUCACCAAGUCCAAACAAGGAGGAUUCCAAACGAGUCAUGGAAACAUGAGACUUUAGAUCCUGAGGAUAGAACUGAAAGAUCCCCACAGGAAGUGACACAUAAUGACCACAGGAAAUUAAUUAUGAGUUGGAGAAGAAGAAAAAAUGAGUAUAAAGUAUGGAGAAGCAUUGAGUGUUA
Oncorhynchus mykiss (rainbow trout) is the source of this 892-nucleotide messenger RNA. Its product is annotated as regulator of G protein signaling 4. The record is from RefSeq and is a predicted model, not a curated record. Lineage: Eukaryota; Metazoa; Chordata; Actinopteri; Salmoniformes; Salmonidae.